AUGGCACAAAAUCAAGUCAAUGUCGAUCUUGACGAACCUUCUUUGAGCACUCAGUCUUCUGAAAUUGAAAAGCAGCCGAAGAUGACCGAUGACAAUGACGGAUCUAAGAUGUCACACUAUUUGAAAGUGGUUACUGCACCGAAGAUGACCGAUGACAAUGACGGAUCUAAGAUGUCACACUAUUUGAAAGUGGUUACUGCAGUGAGCGCAUACUGGGUUUGUUCUAUAGGGCUAGUGUUUCUAAACAAGUACCUCCUGAGCAGUAAUGACCUGCAGGAAAACUUGUUGCAGAUUCUUCCUCUGUCUUUGGUGUUUGUUGGAAUGAUUGCCUUCAAUAACCUUUGCCUUAAACACGUUGGCGUAUCAUUCUAUUAUCUGGGACGUUGUCUCACCACUGUGUUCAAUGUGGUGUGUACCUAUUUGAUUUUGGGCCAGAAAACUUCCGCGCGAGCUAUAGGCUGUUGUUUCGUUAUAGUGGCCGGAUUUCUAAUGGGUGUCGAUCAAGAGGAUGCCUCAGGAACUCUUUCCGUUAUUGGGGUUAUAUAUGGUGUUUUGGCGUCGCUCUGUGUUGCUCUGAAUGCCAUCUACACGCAGAGUUCUCUUCCUAUCGUGGGCGACUCCAUUUGGCGAUUGACUAUGUAUAAUAAUCUCAACGCUUUGGUUCUUUUCCUACCUUUCAUGCUUUUCUUAGGAGAAUUCGGCGAACUACUGUAUUUCCCUCGAUUGUUUAGCCCAGUAUUUUGGAUGUGGAUGUCGCUGUCCGGUGUAUUUGGUUUUCUCAUGGGUUAUGUCACCGGUUGGCAGAUUCAGGCCACUUCUGCCCUAACUCACAACAUAUCGGGUACAGCCAAGGCUGCUGCUCAAACUGUGAUGGCAGUAGUGUACUUCUCAGAAAUUAAGACGUUCAUGUGGUGGACGAGUAAUGGUAUCGUUCUGUUCGGCUCAGCUGCUUAUACGUAUGUGAAGAAGCAAGAAAUGGACAAAAAGGCUAGCUUCCAGAUUGGUCUCAUGAAGUCUUCGGAUCGACGACCAUUGAUGAGCACUAGAGGGGAAGAUGAAGACGGUGUUGUAUAG
Molecule: messenger RNA, 1074 nt
Organism: Ostertagia ostertagi
Lineage: Eukaryota; Metazoa; Nematoda; Chromadorea; Rhabditida; Trichostrongylidae
Source: the annotation of a GenBank genome assembly